This is a messenger RNA of Myxocyprinus asiaticus (Chinese sucker), 9697 nucleotides long. It is a transcript of the gene kdm6al, whose product is annotated as lysine (K)-specific demethylase 6A, like. Gene Ontology annotation, cellular component: MLL3/4 complex. The transcript is spliced from 30 exons. The record is from RefSeq and is a predicted model, not a curated record. Gene Ontology annotation, biological process: heart development; regulation of gene expression. Lineage: Eukaryota; Metazoa; Chordata; Actinopteri; Cypriniformes; Catostomidae. Gene Ontology annotation, molecular function: histone H3K27me2/H3K27me3 demethylase activity; protein binding; RNA polymerase II cis-regulatory region sequence-specific DNA binding. The coding region runs from base 300 to 4457 and encodes 1385 amino acids.
GGUUCGCCUGUGUGACACAAUUACAACAACUUUAAUCUGGCGGCGGACUGAAGUUUCAUAUUGUUUUAAUAAAUUGAGCAUUUUUAAGUGUGCACGGGCUGCAACUCACGCAUAAAAACUGAGCCACCGCAUCACGCGUUUUAUUCUAAAAAUAAAAUGUGAGAAGACGCGCCACUGGAGGGCUAACUCACUUACGGGGCUUCACAAACCGAACCGCGUUUUUACUGGGAAAAGUUCCGUUAUAUUGUGGCUUUCGGACGCACGGAGAUCGCCUUCACUCGAUUCUAGGGUGCGAUUCCAUGAAAUCGUGCCGAGUGUCGCUCGCUGCUGCUGCUGGUGAUGAGGAGAAGAAAAUGGCGGCGGGAAAAGCGAGUGAACGCGAGGAGGAGGACGCGCCGCGACUGAACGCGCAGGAGAGCGACACUCUGGCCCGCAUCGACAGCUCUCUGUUCGGAGAUCAGCGGCUUCAUGAAGAUGGCGCCAGUUUGAAGGCCCUGCUGAUAAAGGCCGUGCGCUGCUAUGAAUCUGUCAUCCAGAAAUCUGAAGGGAAAGUGGAUCCAGAGUUCUUCUGUCAGCUCGGUCAUUUCAACCUCUUACUAGAGGAAUAUUCUAAAGCAUUAUCGGCGUACCAGCGGUACUACAGUUUACAAUCAGACUACUGGAAGAAUGCGACCUUUCUAUACGGCCUCGGGAUGGUGUACUUCCAUUUCAAUGCAUUUCAAUGGGCAAUCAAGGCGUUUCAGGAGGUGUUGUACAUCGAGCCGGGCUUCUCGCGAGCGAAAGAGAUUCACCUGCGUCUCGGACUGAUGUUUAAAGUCAACACAGACUACGAGUCCAGCUUAAAGCAUUUUCAGCUAGCGCUCAUCGACUCCAACCAAUGCACUUUGUCCAAAGCUGAGAUUCAGUUUCACAUUGCGCAUCUGUAUGAGAUUCAGAAGAGAUACCGUACGGCUAAAGAGGCUUAUGAGAGUCUCUUACAGACUGAGAAUUUACCUGCACAGGUGAAAGCUGCUACAUUUCAACAACUGGGCUGGAUGCAUCAUACAGUGGAGCAGUUGGGUGAUAAAGCGAAUAAAGACAGUUAUGCUAUCCAGUGUCUACAGAAAUCUCUGGAAGCAGAUCCAAACUCCGGCCAAUCCUGGUAUUUCCUUGGCAGGUGCUACUCCAGUAUUGGGAAGGUCCAGGAUGCGUUCAUUUCAUACAGACAGUCCAUUGACAAAUCAGAGGCCAGUGCAGAUACAUGGUGCUCUAUAGGCGUGUUGUAUCAGCAGCAGAAUCAGCCCAUGGAUGCGUUGCAAGCGUACAUCUGCGCUGUGCAGUUGGAUCACAGUCACGCCGCAGCCUGGAUGGAUCUGGGCACGCUUUAUGAGUCCUGCAACCAGCCGCAGGAUGCCAUCAAGUGCUACAUUAAUGCCACGCGCAGCAAAACCUGCACCAACACCGCUGCGCUGGCUGCACGCAUCAAAUACCUGCAGGCUCAGUUCUGUAACCCCCAACACAAUAGUCUACAGAGUAAAAGUAAAAUGCUUCCUAGUAUUGAGGAAGCGUGGAGUCUCCCAAUCCCAGCAGAGCUAACGUCCAGACAGGGCAUCCAGAGCGCAGGCAUGCAGGCGUGUAAGCCUCACCCCGGGUCAUCGGGGGGGUCUCAUGGCUCUGGUCACUCGCUGCCGCCUCAUGAGAAACCGCUGGACCAGGUCAAUGGUCAGUCCAGCCCGGCCAAGAAGAAACGGACCGUCAGCCCUGCAAAGAGUUCAGAGUCGUGGAGCAGCAGUCCAGCACAAACACAAACUCCAAACUGGUACCUGUCACCUCAGAAGCUGCAGUUGUUGGAGCAGUUGCGGGUGAAUCGUGCAGCUCUGAAGCCUGCGCAGCUUCAGAUGUUGGAGCAGUUGGAGGCUCAGCUGUCAGCCAUGAAUCUGCACCAGCAGCAGAUGCGUCUCAGCUCGUCAGGUCAGAUUCGACCCUCUCUCGCCAACGGCCCCUCAGCCGAAUCAUCACUGCCUGCUCACACUGCUCCUCGCAGCCCGGCCCUGAGACUGCCCUGUAAUGCCCCAUCUCUGACCAACGGGCCCUUCCUGCCCAGCCCCGCCUCCCACACUGGCCCCCAGCCCCCCCAUUCGGUCGGCAAUAAUCACACACCAGGAAGCAGAAGUAAUGGAGACGUGCCUUACCUGCAGCCCAACACACUACCUCACAACUGCACAAGCCCAGGAGACGUGUGGAAGAGCCAGCAGCAUCUGAACUCCACUCAGGGGCUUCAGAAGAGUCAGGGGUCUCGGUGGGCGUGUCCUAAUGAAGACCGAUCUCUCUCUUCCAGCGCUUCGGCCGACGGCCCUCACAAUCAGGUUGGACAUUCCGCCACGACCCCCAGAGACCCCUCGGUGCCAGCUGUCAAUCAUUUUUCCUCACCCUCCCCUUCCUCCGCGUCCUCGCCCGCCUCUUCCUCGUCGCACACAGCUACCUCAGGUGCUCCACCCGGCACCGCCCCGACCAAAGAGAGCGCCACCCCGCAGGGCAAUGGCUCCACUGCCACCAACCACCACAGUCCCCACCGCUCGCCCACACUCACGCCCGCCUCGCCCGCCACUCGUUCCGCAGACAAUCCGCAGCUCUCUGCUCUUCAGGGUGGGAAGGAUGGUCUUGCUGCAGCUUCCAGGAUCAAUCAUGUCCACUCAAGCGCCACGUCUUCGCCUGCCUCCGCCCUGUCCACCGCAUCCCCUUCACCGCGCUCCGUAGAGCCCGCGAGCAUCCUUAACAAACCGGGCUCUUCCGCGCCCGGACCGCCGCCCGCAGUCACCAUGAAUGGUAGUGGAGGCGGAGCCUGUUCAGAAGAUUCUCAGAGCCCGCUGAAGGUGGAGCCGCCUGAACUCUUCAUCAAAGAACCUCACAGACCCACCCACUCGUCAUCCACCCUGUCAAUUUACCCCACAUCAGCUGAUGUCCUGAAGGCCUGCAGGAAUCUUGGUAAGAAUGGUCUGUCGAGCAGUAGUAUCCUGCUGAAUAAAUGUCCACCGCCACGUCUUCCUCCGCCCCCUUCACCCCCGCUGCCUAAAGACAAACUCAACCCCCCCACGCCCAGCAUCUAUCUGGAGAAUAAACGAGACGCGUUCUUCCCGCCACUACAUCAGUUCUGCACAAACCCGUCCAAUCCCGUCACUGUCAUACGCGGCCUCGCUGGAGCACUCAAACUAGAUUUGGGCCUGUUCUCUACUAAGACGCUGGUGGAGGCGAAUCCAGAGCACCUGGUGGAGGUGCGGACGCAGCUGUGUCAGCCGGCCGAUGAGAACUGGGACGUGAGCGGCACAAGGAAACAGUGGCGCUGCGAGAGCAGUCGAUCAUACACCACCAUCGCAAAAUACGCGCAGUAUCAGGCCGCAUCCUUCCAGGAGUCACUGCGGGAAGAGAAUGAGAAGAAAGGCCAGAAGGAUCUGUCGGACUCUGAAAUGACAUCAUCAGAUUCUGUCUCCAGGAGGCAGAAGGGUCCUUUCAAACAAAUCAAGUUUGGCACCAACAUCGACGUGUCCGAUGAGAAGAAGUGGAAGCUGCAGCUGCAGGAACUCAGUAAACUGCCUGCGUUUGCACGGGUCGUGUCUGCUGGGAACCUGUUGAGUCACGUGGGUCACAGUAUUCUGGGUAUGAACACCGUUCAGCUCUUCAUGAAGGUGCCGGGCAGCAGAACACCUGGUCAUCAGGAACACAACAACUUCUGCGCAGUCAACAUCAACAUUGGCCCGGGCGACUGCGAGUGGUUUGCUGUGCCAGAACCGUACUGGGGCAUAAUGAGUGAAUUCUGUGAGAAGAACAACAUCAACUUCCUGAAGGGUUCAUGGUGGCCGAAUUUGGAGGAUUUGUACGAGACAAAUGUGCCGGUGUAUCGCUUCAUCCAGAGGCCUGGAGAUCUGGUGUGGUUGAACACAGGAACAGUUCACUGGGUUCAGGCCAUCGGCUGGUGUAACAACAUCUCAUGGAACGUGGGGCCUCUUAAUGCUUAUCAGUACAAACUAGCUGUAGAACGCUACGAGUGGAACAAACUCCAGAGUGUCAAAUCUGUGGUUCCCAUGGUGCAUCUGUCCUGGAACAUGGCGAGGAACAUCAAAGUGUCCGACCACAAGCUGUUUGAGAUGAUCAAGUUCUGUUUACUGCGGACACUCAAACAGUGUCAGAGCAUUAAAGAAGCACUGGUGGCUGCUGGGAAAGAGACGAUUUGGCACCGAAGGAGCCGUGACGAGCCGGCACAUUACUGCACCAUCUGUGAGGUGGAAGUGUUCAACCUUCUGUUCGUCACGAGUGAUAGUUACUCCAGGAAGUCUUGUGUGGUUCACUGUCAGGAUUGCGCUCGGAAGGGCAGCGGUGAUCUCGACGGGUUUGUGGUGUUGGAACAGUUCAAGAUGGAGGAUCUCAUGCACAUUUAUGAGCAGUUCUCAUUGGCGCCUGCACUUCAUUCAUCUUCAUCUUGACAUAAACACACUGUACAUGUGGACAACGUCACAUUACAGGAACUCUAUAAACGGACCAUUUCUGAUAUUCAGGAUCGUCGCAACAGUCUCUCGCAUGGCUGGUCACCAUAGCGACCAGGGACUGCGACUGAAGUGGAUGUGCGUGUCUAUGCAACCUGUUUAUAAACCGCAGUGUGUCGUUGUGGCCUACAGGGGGCGUAGCGGGUGAAAUUCCUCUACAGACGUUUUCUUGAACGGCCCCUCGACGCGCUACACAAAUGAAUCAAACAAACUGGGGAGGAAUUGUGGGGAAAUGAUUUUGUACAUAUGAUCUGUCACAACUGGCAUCGUCACUUCAAGACUACUGACACGAGAGGUUCUUUUGUAUUUUGUUAAUGCUGAAAUCUCUUUGUCUCAAGGGUCGCCUUCACAGGAAGGAGCGCUAGUCUAGCUUUUUGUAUGGUAGAUAGCGAUUUUACGACCACUUUGGAUGGCAAAAUCUACAAAAAACUAUUUGUAAUGUGAAGAAUUAGGUGAUAUAAUUUUCUACUGCUUUUAUGUUUUAUCUGUCUUGUUAUUUUGGAACCAUGUUUGAUAUUUUUGUUUCUUAGGUAAAAAAAGGAAAAAUUGUGGAUUUUUUUUUUUUUACAGCCAAGUCACACACAGAGAAAUGAGUUGCACAUAGAGUAAGAAAUAAAGUUGAAAUUGUGAUCUCUCCCCCCCCCCCCCCCCAUUUGUUUUUGUUUCUAAUCCUGAUGUACAUUUACACUAUUUAUAAAUACAUAUUUAUUGCUUGAAGAUAUUUGUGGAUGGAAUGCUGUUAUUUUUCCCAGAGUACCUGCCAUUAAAUCUGAAGGAGUUUGUUCAUUUAAACUACUCCUGCAUUUUCUAUAUAGAAUUAAACGGCUUAGUAAGCAUUGUACAGAAACUAUUAAAAAAAUUAUGUUUGAAGAAUGUUUUAUGAGUUAUUAAAUAAGCUGUCAACAUAUAUUCAUGCACAUUUUGCUUGUAUUGAAUAUGAUGUGAAACGGUUUUAUUAGCUCUGUCUUAAAUCUUGACAUUAUUGCCUCUGUUUUUUAUUUUAUACAGUGGUAUUUAAAGCAAACACUAAAUUAUAGAUUGCCCUGAAACCUAGUUGUUGUAUUUCUAGUGCUCUAUAUGUUUAAAUGGCCUCCAUAUACUGUUGUUUUUAUGUUCUACAGAGGUAAGUUAUUAACAGUCAUAUCUGGUCAAACAUCAGUGACGUUUGUUUACAGCCAUGAGGUCACUCUUGAUCUGCCUUUGAAACCCUUAAAAAGGUUAAAGUUCAUUGCCGUCUCAUCAUGUCUCACACUUACAAACAUUUACACACCUACAAAGUAACUACAUGUUUACUUCACUAAACGCUUUGAUGUUCAUCGUGUCGGCUAGUUAAAUAAAUGAUCUUAGAAUAUUUAUCCGGCACCCUUUAACAGUUUUAUUUACUGAGCUUCCCUUACUAAAUUGUUCAACAGUAAUCAUGUUUUCUGAUAAAAUAUAAUGGUUUCCUGUUACUGGAGCCACUGUCAUAAAGUAAAAUAAGUCUUGCACUGUUGAAACAAGAUCCCAAUUUUAUUUUAAGAGUUACUGUAUUUGGUGGAAAGAAAUGGUUACCAUUGUAAAUGUUUGUAAGGAGAUGAGCGAGUAAUGUGUUCAUACGUGAUGAGUUUCUGCAGGUCAUUUAAAGGUCAGUCUGCUGAAGGCCUGAUGCUCGUGUGAUUGUGUAGAUAACCGUUAGUUUCACUGUGACCGUGUGCUCGCUGAUGUCACCAGUUGUGCAUGUGGGCUCAAAACUUAAGGUGCAGUUUCUCUUGUUUGUUGUGAAUGAUUCUGUACAACUCAUGUUCAUGUACAUUGGACAGACAGUGAAACUGUUCAUCUUAUCCAGUGAUCACAUCAGGACUUAUUGAAAGAUUUUAUUUAUUCAAGGCAAGGCUUUAUUGCAGUAAAACUCAGUCAACAUGAAAUGGCAUUCGCAGCACAUUUUAUUUUUGUAAUAAGAGGGCUUGAUGACGUCAGGUGAUCUUUAAUAAAAUAUUAGAAACUUUUCUUCUUUGGAAUAACAUGUACUGAUGAAUCAUUCACAAUAAAACCAGGAACAUGUAUUAAGGAAAUGAGUGAUUUCAUGAAUUCAUGUUGACUUUAAUGCACCUCAUGACUAAAGGUCUGUGAUUAUGACGUGGAGUUGAAACCCAGCAGACAAUGUAGCUGUAAUUAGACAAACACAGAUCUCUACACUGUGUGCCAGGUUCAAAACCACAUCACUUGUGUUUUCCUGAUGCUUUUUCUCCUUGUGUAGUUCUUGUGGCAGACGUCCAUCAGAGACCCAGUAGCCAGAUGUAGCUGCUGAUGUGAACAGGACCUACACUGACUACUGAGCACAUGAGGAGCGUCUUCAACACGUGUGUGGUGCGUCACAGGAGCUGCAGCCUAAACAACAGGUAGAUAAAAGAGUUAAAGUUAUCUUUGCCUAAAUCAGUCCUUCUGAACUGCUCACAGACAGCAGGAAAAUAAUAAAAUGUAUAGUUAGAAGAGCAAAAUAAAUACAUUAACAAUGUUUAAUACUGAGGAGAGAACAUAUCUGAUUCCCAUAUCUGUUAUUGAUGACCAGUGUUGAGUAAGUUACUUAAAGUAAUCCAUUACAAAUGAAUAAUUCUCUAAAAUUGUAAUUUGAUGACUUCAAAGUAGUUAGUAAUGUGAUUAUUUUCCAAAUAAAGUUACUUUCUAAAACACUACACUUCACUUCAAAAUAAUGUCUAUAUAUUUCUCUGUUCACUGACUCGAUAUGGAGCGCACAUGCUGUCACAGGGAAAUACUGAAGUCUUGCAACAGUUUAUUUUGAGUCCCACAGAAACCUUAACCCCAACCCCAAUACCUAACAAAGUUCUUUCAGCCAAUAGAAUUGCUUUGUGAUCCAAGGGGGUGUUACCUGAAGUGGGCGUGUCGUGUAGGACGCAGACAGUACUUUUGAAACUGCUGCUGUCUUAAAGAGCCAGUACUGCUUUAGCUCUUGUUUUACAUAGUAAUGUAAAUACUGGUAAAUAGAAAUUACUUUGCAUGUAAACAAUAAACAUAAUGUACACUGCCUGGCACAUUCAUCGUGGCAUUGUUUCGACAACCUUAUGCAGUGUCACAACAUUUAUUUCCAUCCAGAGUUGCAUUAAUUUUAGGCCGAGAUCUUGUAUUGAUGACGGGAGAGUCGAACCACUCUGUAAAGUCUUCUCCAGCACAUCCCAAAGACUUUCAAUGGGGUUAAGGUCAGGACACUGUGGUGGCCAAUUCAACACCACUCUUUCACAAUUUGAGCCCGAUGAAUCUUGGCAUUGUUGUCCUGGAAUAUGCCCAUGCUGUUAAGGAAGAAAUAAUCUAUUGAUGGGAUAACCUGGUCAUUCAGUACAUUUCAUUGCUGAGUCUCGACCUGACCAAUUGAAGCAACCCCAGAUCAUAACACUGCCUCCAGAGGCUUGUACAGUGGGCACUAUGCAUGACAGGUGCAUUCAUGCGCUUCCCUUUUUACCCUGAUGCGCCCAUCGCUUUGGAAUAGGGUAAAUCUGGACUCAUCAGACCACAGGACCUUUUUCCAUUGCUCCACAGUCCAAUCUUUAUGCUCUCUAGCACACUGAAGUCAUUUUAUCCAAUUAGCCUCACUAACCCAAGUGGCUUUCUUGUGGCCACACAGAUGUUUAGUGCCAAUCCUGUAAGUUCUCGUCACAUUGUGCGUGUGGACAUGCUCUUACUUUCACUAUUAAACAUAACCGUGAGUUCUACUGUCGAUUUUUUACCAUGUGACUUCAAGCGUUUUAGUGAUUUCCGAUUACAAUCAUUCAAGUUUUUUUCCAAUCACAUUCCUUCCGUGAAGCUGACGGUUCACCAUUAUCCUUCCAGGUUUUCAAACAAGCCCCUUUCAGCAAUCUCCUUAGUUGUUUUCUUUGCUUGAUGCAGGACAAUAAUUUGCCCCUUCUGAAACACAGUAACAUCUUUUCCACGACCACGGGAUACGUCUUCCGACAUGGUUGUUUAAGAGAUGAGAAGCUACACACUGCAUCAGUUAAAACUAAAGAAUUGUUGCCAGCUGAAACAUAUGAAUCACUGCAAUAAUGAUCCAAUCAUAGGCUCUUAAGUAUCUGCUUAAUUAAAUCCAAACAGCGACUUUUUGGGGGGCCAGGCAGUGUAGAAAUGCACAAUAUAAUAUAUGCAAUUUCAAGACAUCAUAUUUAUUGAUGGAAUACAUAGAAUUUGUAAAUUUUUAAAAAGUUAAAAUGAAACAAAUGGUAAACUAAUAAUAAAAUAAAAUGUGUAAAAUGUAUAUUUUGUAAUGUACCAUGUUAGAAGGUCCCCUGUAUAAUUAACAGCAUUCAACAUUAUAACUGAAAUUUAUCCAAAUGAAUUCAGAAUUGAAUCAGAAUCUGAUUGAAUCAGGAAAUCUGUCUUAAUACCAGCCCUAAUGUGUACUGAUAAAGGGAUGUCAGUAGAUCAGACUAAUACUGAUUGAUCAAUAAUUAUUAACAAUGAUUGUUUAUUUAGAUAAAGGGGUACUUGAGCCUUACUGAUAUUACUGUGGGGUACUUAUGGCAAAAAGAUUAGGAAACACUAAAUAAUAAUAUAUCAAUAAUUAAUAAUAUUAUUUUAGAAAUAUGUGAAACCCAAGUCAUGUCCUUAAAAGUAAUUAACUUAAUUGUCAGUAAUUAGAUUACAGUAACUAUUUAAACGCUACAGUAUUUUAGCACAAAUUAAUUUGGCAGAAGCUCAUCAGAUUAGAUGGAUGUCUAUUGGACCGGUUGUGUGACAUGCCCUCAGACACCGUAAACAAAACUACUCAUAGUAAAACAAACAUAAAAUAUGCACAUGUUGACUUGCGAUGAUAAAAAUGGUUUGUGUCAACAACAAUGUGUUUUGUGUAAUGAAUUACUUUUAUAUGAUUAAUUAUUUUGUAACCGUGUUGCGUCGCCACUUGAUGUUUAAUGUAAAAUCUGAGUCCUGAUGUUAAACCAGUAGAGAAGCACAAAUAUAAAUGACACAACUGAUAAAACCAUCAUUCAUUCAUUCAUGGAGUCCAAACACAAUCGACUGAUGUUCACUCAAUGAAUCAAUGAGUGCUGAUGGACAUCAUGUAUUCUGCAGUGCAACAGGUGCAUUAAAUCCACUGAUUGUAUAAUAAAUAGCAGCAGGUGCGAGUGCGAGUGUGUGUGCCUGAGUGCGAGUGUGUGUGCGUGAGUGCGUGUGUGUGUGUGUGUGUGUGAGAG